Helianthus annuus (common sunflower) is the source of this 516-nucleotide messenger RNA. RefSeq lists its product as uncharacterized. The record is from RefSeq and is a predicted model, not a curated record. The transcript is spliced from 2 exons. Bases 1 to 516 code for a protein of 171 amino acids. Lineage: Eukaryota; Viridiplantae; Streptophyta; Magnoliopsida; Asterales; Asteraceae.
AUGUCGCGGGACAACCGUUUUUGUGAAGAGAAGAAGAAGACAGGAGCAUCUAGCGACAAAUAUCAGAAAGGCGUAGUGCGGUUUGGUAAAAGUGGAAAGCUGAACCCGCGUUACAUUGGGCCUUUCGAGAUCCUAGAAAGAAUCAGAACCGUUGCAUACAAGCUGAAGCUUCCAGAAGAACUUAGUAGUGUCCACGACACGUUUCACGUGUCUAAUCUCAAGAAGAGUCCUACUCAAGAAACAUUCAUUAUUCCUGCAGAUGAGAUUCACAUCAACGACAAACUCCAAUUUACUGAAGAACUUGUUGAGGUUACGGACUGGAAGGUCCACAAAACACGGAGAAGUCAUAUUAAACUCGUUAAGGUCCGUUGGAAUUCACAUCAUGGCCCAGAGUUUACAUGGGAACGUGAAGACCAAAUCAAGUCUAAGUAUCCGCAUUUGUUUCACAACUCCCUUGCAACCGAUAACGCAGCUAGAAUUUCAGGACGAAAUUCUUUUAACGGCGGGAGAAUGUGA